ACGUCUGAGCCACUUUAGUCACACCAGACUGAAGCCACACGAUGCAGGCCCACGCCUCCAGAUGCACAAUGUUCGCCAAAUUUCUGCGUUUUCGACAGUUUUGUACGUCUCCUGUGGGGAAUGUACCAAAUCUUGUCCAGAGGAAAGUUCCAUGGGCCGCUCAAACGGUCCCUAUUAGAGGUAGGCCGAUGCUGGUGGGCUCUGACAGCCCAAAGUUUCCCGAGUUUCUAGCCCCACCGAGGGACGGGUUCCCCUUCGUGUACGAGUCCACGGAAGAGGUCAACGCCUCUCCCGAAGAGUGCGGUUCGGCAAUGAGCAAGGUCAUUGACGAGUUGCUCCGAAAGCGUGACGAGGGCGGCGUGCUUUUCCGAGGUUUGCCGAUCUCCUCAAGCGAGGAGUUCUCGAGGGUCGUGAAGAACCUCGGGCUGAAGGUGGGGCUAUACGUCGGAAACGCAAUCAGGCAUCAAACUGACGACUUUGUCUACUCCGCCAGCGACCAGCCUCCGGAGUGGUGUAUAGAGGCUCACAAUGAGCUCGCCUACACCAACUACUUUCCCGAAAAGGUGAUCUUCUUCUGUGUGGAGCCGCCGACGCCGGGGGCCGGGGGAGAGUCCGUCAUCACGGACGUACGGGAGAUCCUGCCGCGUCUGGACGGGGACGUGGUGGAGAAGUUCCGUCGGCUCGGCAUCAUGUACACGCACUACGUGCCGACACGUACUCCUGGGGGGUACAACUCAUGGCAAUAUAUGUUUCAAACGGACGACCGAAAAGAGGUGGAAGAACACUUGUCAGCUAACAACAUUAACUGGAAAUGGGAGGACAACGGCGCCCUCUUGCGGUGGAUAACCCUGCCUGCACUGCGACCGUACAGAGGGACCGAACUGUGGUUCAACUCUGCCCACUUCAACAACGUGUCGUACCUGAAGCUCCACCCCUACUGGCGCAACAAGGAGCUGCCGGACCACCUCUACCCCUACAACACCUACUACGGAGACGGCUCGGACAUUGAGCCUGAGGUCUUACAGCACAUACGGGACGUCAUAUGGCAGGUGGCCGUGGGUUUCCAGAUGCAGAAGGGAGACCUGCUAGUGCUGAACAACAUGUACUGUCAACACGCAAGACUCAGCUUCACUGGGCCACGGAAACUCGCCUUUGCUAUGACCAUGAAGGAAGACUAACAGCACACAAAAUUCUGUUACUUUUUCUCAUGAUACAUAUGUGCCAUAUUGAGCAAAAAGUUUAGCGAGAAAUGUGUUUUUUUUUUAAUAUCAGCAGAGAUUCUUGAGUAAUGCUGGUAAUGAUCAUCUGAAAAAAAAAAAACCGCACACCUCAA
Molecule: messenger RNA, 1333 nt
Organism: Branchiostoma floridae (Florida lancelet)
Lineage: Eukaryota; Metazoa; Chordata; Leptocardii; Amphioxiformes; Branchiostomatidae
Product: clavaminate synthase-like protein At3g21360
Exons: 5
Coding region: 42-1178 (378 amino acids)
Molecular function (GO): oxidoreductase activity
Source: RefSeq, a predicted model, not a curated record